GUGCGUCACGUGACUCAGCCUGGGUUCGAGAUUGACCUGUGAUGGCGGCUGGAUGCGACCUCGAAAAGGUAGUGCGAGCAAGAGUUUCACUGGCACGCCGAAAAAGCGUCCGAAACCACCUGAGAAGAAGCAGUCACCUCACAAGAAGAAUCUUCACAUCGCCGCCUACCCUUUGAUUGUUCUUUUCAACCUCAUUAGUCAUCUUGUGUUCCAAAUUUGGUUGUUUUUUACCUUCGUUUACCGGCAAGUGCUGAAACGACGGGCGCGGAAUACAAACCAGGCAGCUCGGGACAGAGUCGACACCAUGAGCGGGGAGAAAGGCACGGGAGACCCGGCACUCACCAGGCAGAGAGCUUACCAGAAAAAGGCUUUCGAGUUCAUCUCUCGAGCGCUGAAGAUCGAUGAAGAAAACUCAGGACAGAAGCAUCAGGCCAUCGACCUAUACAGAAAGGGUAUCGCUGAGUUGGAGAAGGGCAUUGCAGUGGAGUGCAGAGGCCAUGGUGAGGAAUACGAUCGAGCCAGAAAACUCCGAGAGAAGAUGCUGACCAACCUGGGCAUGGCCAGGGAUCGCUUAGACCUGCUAGAGACUGUGCUUGCCUCAGAGGAUACCAGUGAGUGUGAUAAACCCUCCAGACAUGCCAGCGAGUCUGAUAAAUCUGCCACAGCCACAAGUGAGUCUGAUAAACCAUUAGGAGGCACAGACAGGGCUGAUAAAUCCUCCACAGAUGCCCGUGCAUCUGACACACAUCCAGAAGGCAACAGUAGCACAUUAGAGUCUGGAGUGACUGCACCUGUGCCUAAGAAGGUGGGACCCAUGGCCAACAAGAGCUCGACUCUGCCCAGAGCCAGCAGGGUGCACAGCUACGGGGGGAGUGGCAGCAGUAAAAGUCACAGCCCUCAGCCUCUGAGGAAAAAGUCGCUCCAGUCAACAGCUAACAGGGAAAACCGGGCCCCCGGGAAGACCACAACUCCUGCACGUGGGAGUCCCCGAGUCACGGGACCCAACAAGAAGAGACUAGCCAGCCUGAAAAAUGUGGACUCCAAACUGGCAAACAUCAUCCUGGAUCAGGUCAUUGACAGUGCUCCCUCCGUGAAUUGGGAUGAUAUUGCUGGGCAAGAUGCAGCAAAGCAGGCCUUGCAGGAGAUUGUCAUUUUACCAUCCUUAAGGCCAGAGCUGUUUACAGGCCUGAGGGCCCCUGCUCGUGGGCUCCUGCUCUUCGGACCACCAGGCAACGGCAAGACCAUGCUGGCGAAGGCUGUGGCCAGUGAAUCCAAUGCAACAUUCUUCAACAUUAGCGCUUCCACAUUAACAUCUAAAUGGGUUGGAGAGGGAGAGAAGCUGGUGAAGGCUCUGUUUUCUGUGGCCAGAGAACUGCAACCUUCUAUCAUCUUCAUGGAUGAGAUCGACUCCUUACUGUGUGAGAGAAGGGAGGGUGAACACGACGCCAGCAGGAGGCUCAAAACAGAGUUUCUCUUGGAGUUUGAUGGGGUGCACAGUGGGAACGAUGAUCGAAUCCUUGUGAUGGGUGCAACUAACCGACCACAGGAGCUGGACGACGCUGUCCUCAGGAGGUUUGCUAAAAGGGUCUACGUGCAGCUGCCGGAGCUGGAGACCAGAGUUGUUAUCAUGUCCAGACUGCUACGGAAGCACCACAAUCCCCUCAACCAAAAAGAGUUGCAGAACUUAGCAAGGCAAACUGAAGGCUACUCAGGAAGUGACCUGACAAACUUAGCCAAGGAUGCAGCACUAGGACCCAUCAGAGAACUGGACCCUGCCCAAGUGAAAUCCAUGCCAGCAGACAAGAUCCGUAACAUAAGAUACUCAGACUUUGUUGACUCCCUGAAGAGAAUACGUCGCAGUGUACCUCAGAACUCUCUGUCAUCCUUUGAGCAGUGGAACAGGGACUAUGGAGACAUGUCAACCUAGCAGUGUUGGAUGAAGAUACUGUCUUCUAGUCUCGGGAAUGAAUGUUCAUACAAUCAAUGAAAGUUGUGUUUAAUUUCCUUACCUGAAAAGCCAUUUAGUUGCAUCAAUUCCUCUCAAAUGUACUAGAGUCCCUAAAUGUUGGACUGAAAACUCCUCUCAUGUAGUCAGAGGAAACAUCUUGUCAAGAGUGUCUCUCACAAGCCAUGAUUUUUCUGUCCAUCCAUGGAAAGUCAGGGACCUUAAAUCAGCUGUAUCAGAAGUAAUUGUGCAAUUAUUAUCAAGAUGUUUUUUGUCAUAAAAUCUUUCGAGGAAAGACUUGGUAAGGCCAUGGUAGUUAUUUUGGACAACAGCUAUUUGUAACUUUCUGAUAAGCCAUGAAAUUUUGACCCAUAUGGACUAUCACAUCAUUUCUUACUCAGUGGUCUAAAGUUAAAACCUGAGUUAAAUUGUUAAUAUUGUAAAUAUGAUUUAAAUCACUCAUCAUCUUAUUAGAUUUGAGGUACCAAAAAAAGGUGUAUGGUGGACAGUCGUGUUUCUGAUUUGAAAUGGAGACUUUUGUCUGCAGAAGUAAGUUAUGAUAAUUGAUAUGUUAGACUUUGUACAGAUUCUUAUAAGAGCUUCCAGUUGUACAUACACGUUAAAUGUUACUUGUAUUAUUUUUCAUGGCACUCCAUUGCUAAUCUGCUGUUACUUCUAUGCAAUUAUUAUCAAUUCAGCACCAAGGACAGACACCACUAAAAUUAAGUGCAGUGAGCUACCGGUACUUCAUUUUCCCAAAAACGCCAUGGAGAGCUAGUUUCCAACCAGGUUAUUAAAUGGAUUUGCUUUAGUAUAUGAUACACCCUUCAUUAUGUUAGGCUGUAAUUCUGUGUGUAUGUGCAAAACCAAAUGAAGAAAUAUUUGUUCUGCACACUCUUCAUUUGUGCAAUCCAUACCCAUUGACUUUCAUUGUAUGCUGUUGCAAGGAAGCCAGACUUUCCAGAAGUCUGGUGCAUGGAAAUCCUGGCUGGCAGACAUCAUAUGCGCUGCCAAUCCAUUUUAACCUUCCAGUAUUUAUGAUUAGAGAUGUUGGAGUUGGUCAUAAAGGCACUGAUAGUGAAUCCAAGCAAGGCCACAUGUAGUGUUGAUGGAAUCUAGCCAUAAACCUUGUCCCAGCUUACUUGUGCAGUGAACACAAAUCUGCAGCUCAGCUAAGCAGAAGGAAUUUAUGUUUUUCUCUUCUAGCAUCUCAUAUCCACGAAUGUUUCAGCAGCUCUUGACGAAUGCAUGUUUCAUCAGACAGGUCCAUCGUACCAUGUACCAGGAGAAACAUGCUUUGCUGUGCCUUAGAGUCAAUAUGAGGCCUCAUGAAAGCUUGCCAUAACAGAUGAUGCAUGUAUUAUGGCAUUGGCAAUCUUUCAACAUCAACAUGCAAGCAAUGUUAUCAAAGUACCAUUGUUAAGCAUCGAAGGCCUGAAAGCACUGAUUUGGAGUACCAGCAAUACACGCAACAUUGUACAGCUAUUCGAUUAUCUUGUAUAUGUAAUACAUGUUGUAAGCAGUUGCAUUUGAUGUCUUGGGUGGUUUUAGAUUAUAUCCAGCUUAACUACAUGUUGGUCAUUUAGGGUCAGUAAAUUAGCCCUGUAAGUUUUAAUAAACUGGGCAUUUUUUUCAGGAAAGGCUGCAUAACCUGAUUCACCAUCCUGUUUUAUGCAUAAUCAUCAUUGCAACAUGCCCAAAUUUUGCAUCAGAAGUGGCUUUUAUGUGUACAAUUGUUAUGCCUUGGAUACAGCUAUCUGUAUGACCUGGAAAAAUGUCAAAUACCUCAAUUACUUUUUGUAAGGGUUGUUGUUUGUAACAGCGAUGUCAAAGUUACUUGCUUCACCAAUUUAUCAAUCUAUGUCCAAAGCCCACUGUACAGCUUAAUAUUUCCACAGCAGUAGCAGUAUGAUCCAUGUAUCGCCUGUUGUAUUGGAUGGUAGACAUAAGGGGUGGGUAUCGAUACGGUGUACCGGUACAAAACCCGUUUUUUCUUAUUGUACCGGUCCAGAAAAAAAUCGGUGGACCGGAUGUUGGACCUACUAGAAAAUAAAUGGAUUAUAUGAUCAGGAAUUCAUGCGUUUUGGGGCUUACCGGUCGAAGACAAUAACGAGAGCAAAGCAGGUAGAGUCUAUAGUCAUCUGUACAAAGUUUCCAGUCAAUCGUACAGAGGCAUCUUGUAAAUCUUGCAGGAUUUUAGAACUCCAGUGGGAGUCAAAUACUCCACAAAAUGGACCAUUGUUUUGAGUAUCAUCCAGUCACAUGCUCUAACAUACUGAACCAGGUCCGGACCUGAAUUUUGUGUACCGGUACCCACCCCUAGUAGACAUGGUAGAUAGAGGAAUGCCCAGCAUUCCUAUGUCCUGUAUCUGUGUGUGAUGUGACUUGAUUGUGGAAGGAGUUCCCGGCAGUUCUGAGUAAAUGUAUUUAUCUAAUUCAAAGAAACUUAAGUCCACCGUGCUCAUUAAGUACUUAGGCGCCUCCUACCACAGCAACAAGAUAACUACUAGGCAGUUUUUGUCCUUUGACAUAUUGACUCAAGUGAAAACACAAGGAGUGCAGUGUGAAAGCCACAGUGGUGAAGGAUCAAACAUGAAUAAAGGUUUAUUACUUCA
This is a messenger RNA of Branchiostoma floridae (Florida lancelet), 4560 nucleotides long. Its product is annotated as spastin-like. Gene Ontology annotation, molecular function: microtubule severing ATPase activity; ATP hydrolysis activity; ATP binding. Gene Ontology annotation, cellular component: microtubule cytoskeleton. The coding region runs from base 53 to 1927 and encodes 624 amino acids. Lineage: Eukaryota; Metazoa; Chordata; Leptocardii; Amphioxiformes; Branchiostomatidae. The transcript has 16 exons. The record is from RefSeq and is a predicted model, not a curated record.